Messenger RNA from Juglans microcarpa x Juglans regia, 2141 nucleotides. RefSeq names its product bromodomain testis-specific protein. The transcript is spliced from 8 exons. NCBI's taxonomy places the organism in Eukaryota, Viridiplantae, Streptophyta, Magnoliopsida, Fagales, Juglandaceae. Gene Ontology annotation, molecular function: protein binding. Bases 190 to 1995 code for a protein of 601 amino acids. The record is from RefSeq and is a predicted model, not a curated record.
ACGGCAGCAAUGCUUGAAACUCCGAGAAAAUUAUUAGAGUAAUUCGGCAUUAGAUUUCAUUCGCUCUUUCUCGCAGUCUCACUUCCUGCUCCGAAACUUAAAAAUGUAAAGUGCACUAACGGAAACGACGUCAUCGCUUUAGAUUUCUCAGAGUUCAUAAGAAGAAAGUGACUGUUUGACUCCUGGAAUAUGAAGCGGAAGCGCGGGCACAAGAAAGGAAAGCCAAAAGGGCCUCCGGUGGUGGUUAAGAAUGAGGCAUCUGUAAAUGCUGUGACCGUACAUGCGGAAGUUAAUUCUGGUUUGGAUGGGUAUGGUAAUGGUACCAAAUAUGACUCUGGAAUGGAGGUUGAUACGCCAUCUUCAACGGGGACUGAUCAGCCACAUAAUGUUGCAAGUAUUAAGCCUGAUGGUUCAAUUGAUAAGGCAGUGGGAAAGUCAGUUGGACGUGUAAAAGUGAAGCUGAGGGCAAGUAAGACGUUGGAAUCUCAACAUACUUCUUCUGAUGCACCCACGCAAAGUGAUACAGAUAAGAGUAGCCAGCAACUGUUGGAAAGACAAGGCAUGGGUAUGGAGAAAAUGGAGGAUAGUGCGAACUCAUUGCCUAUUGGUGUUUUGGGAAAUCCAGCUAAAAGAGCUGGGAGUAUCAAGAUUAAGUCGUCAAAGGUCUUGGGCAAUUCAGGUGGUUAUCAGAGUAGUAGUGCUGUAGUGGUACAGGGUGAGAACCCACACCAGGAGGAACCAAAGGUACUUCAUCAGGAUACUCGAUAUAUUAAGCAAGAACUAGACACUGCCUUGAUGGUGAUAAAGAAGGUAAUGAAAAUGGAUGCGGCCGAACCUUUCAAUGUCCCUGUGGAUCCUAUAGCUCUGGGAAUUCCUGAUUAUUUUGAUGUCAUAGAUACACCGAUGGAUUUUGGAACGAUAUGCAGCAAUCUUGAAAAUGGCGUCAAGUACAAGAACUCGGAGGAUGUGUAUAAGGAUGUACAGUACAUUUGGGAAAACUGUAAUAGGUAUAACAAUAAGGGUGACUAUAUUUUGGACCUUAUGCGGCGGGUGAAAAAGAAUUUCAUGAAGUAUUGGACAGCUGCUGGUUUAUACGGUGAACAACUGCGAGGAACCAAGGGGGUUGAAAGCAUCCAAGUGGAGGACGUUGUGCUGUCUAGUCUGGGAAAAGUUCCAGUGAAAGGUGGUCAAUCAAAGCAGAAGACAGGAAAACGUCAUGGAAGGCGCCAUAAAAGUGAUUGUUUAUGUGCAAUAUGUGUUCUAAAGCGCCGCAGGAAGGAGCGUGAGGAGAAUGCUCGACUUGCGAAAGGCCAUAUAGGAGCUACUGAUAAUAAUUAUGCUCAGGAGACUAAGCAAGAGAAAUCUCUACUUGUGGAAAGCCCUUGUGCUGAAGAUUCAUCAUCCAAUGCUGAAUCACUAGAUACAGAUGCAAAUGCGGAGGUAGAAGAGAAAGUAGAGGAAGUGAAAUUGGAGGUUAUGGAGAAGAAGCUUAACACUUCAGAGGAGAAGCAUGGGAAGGAGGAGGAAGAGGAGGAGGAAGAGGAAGAAGAAGAGGAGGAGGAGGAAGAGGAGGAGGAAGAGGAGGAAGAGAAUGAGAUGGAGAUUCAAAAGAAAGAUGGGAAUGAAACGCCAGAGCAGCCACAGUUUGGUGAUAGAUCAGGGGAGGUCCUUGAUAGGCAACCUAAGCUAAGAAUUGUGGAGAAGUCUGGUGUUGGGGUCCUAAUUGAUACACAGAAAGAAGAUUCAUUAAUGAGACAUGAAGCCAGAAGUGCAGUGGUUCAGCAACAGAAACAUAAGGAAUCACUAGAAAAGCACAAAAAGGUUGAAGCGUUAAAGAACUUCCAUCUUGAAAAUCCUGUUCUCUUGGACUUAUGUGGAAUUCUAUUCCCUGACAACCAGAAGUCUGUCUGGAGUGGACCCCAUUCGCUUAAUCAGCAUCAUCGUUCUGCUCGCACUAGUUCCAUCCGUGCAGCGAUUCAGACGUUCAUGAAGUAGGUGCUUUCUUUAAUGCAUAUAUACGUCCUAUCUAACUGUUGUAUCAGUCUCAGGGAUCUGAGGUAAGAAAAUAGAUGGAUAAUUUCCUUUUACACAAUAAUGUUUUAUUUUGUAAUUAUUACCUAGCCUAUAACAUGGAUGCCUUA